Molecule: messenger RNA, 2974 nt
Organism: Aethalodelphis obliquidens (Pacific white-sided dolphin)
Lineage: Eukaryota; Metazoa; Chordata; Mammalia; Artiodactyla; Delphinidae
Gene: RAB21
Product: RAB21, member RAS oncogene family
Exons: 7
Coding region: 231-899 (222 amino acids)
Biological process (GO): Rab protein signal transduction
Molecular function (GO): GTPase activity; GTP binding
Source: RefSeq, a predicted model, not a curated record
GGGAGUGCUGUUCGCCUUUCCUCGGGUGCCUGACGUGGUGGCUGGGGCCCUUCAUUCUCGGACUUUCCCUCGGCCUUUCCAGGCCUCGCCCGGAGGCGGGAGUGGAGACGGCGCCCGGGGCUGGCAGCUCCGGUGAGGAGGGGCUGCGCCGGCCGCGGCUGUGAAGGCGCUGCGGCGGCUGUGGAGAGCUCGGCGCGGCUCUAGGGCUCCGGCGGCGGGGACGCGACGGGAUGGCUGCGGCCGGCGGCGGCGGGGCGGCGGCCGGGCGAGCCUACUCGUUCAAGGUGGUGCUGCUGGGGGAAGGCUGCGUGGGAAAGACGUCGCUGGUGCUGCGCUACUGCGAAAACAAGUUCAACGACAAGCACAUCACCACUCUGCAGGCAUCAUUCUUAACAAAGAAGUUAAAUAUUGGUGGGAAAAGAGUAAAUCUUGCUAUAUGGGAUACAGCAGGUCAAGAGAGAUUCCAUGCAUUGGGUCCAAUUUACUACAGAGAUUCAAAUGGAGCUAUUUUAGUUUAUGAUAUAACAGAUGAAGAUUCGUUUCAGAAGGUUAAAAACUGGGUCAAAGAAUUACGGAAAAUGUUGGGAAAUGAAAUCUGUUUAUGUAUAGUUGGUAAUAAAAUAGACUUGGAGAAGGAGAGACAUGUUUCCAUUCAAGAAGCAGAAUCGUAUGCAGAAUCUGUGGGAGCGAAACAUUAUCAUACUUCAGCCAAACAGAACAAAGGAAUUGAGGAACUUUUUCUUGACCUUUGUAAAAGGAUGAUAGAAACGGCACAAGUGGAUGAAAGGGCAAAAGGCAAUGGCUCCAGUCAACCAGGAGCUGCAAGGCGAGGUGUACAAAUUAUUGAUGAUGAACCUCAAGCCCAGAGCGGUGGCGGAGGGUGCUGUUCUUCUGGAUAACUGUUCACCCCUAAGGAAUAAAAUAACAAACUGUGGAUCCUUGCCCUCAACACAAAGACUGCCAUAUUCCAAGUCACAUUAUUUUACCAAUGGAAUUAGAGAGUUAACAGUAUUUUAAAUUACGUUUAUAACACUGCAGAGACCUUAAGUGCUAAACUUAGUGGGGUUCGUGACCAGAGAAUUGGCAUUUUCUACACAUGUUAACAAAGCAGUUACCAAUGGCCUUUUUACAUAUUUUUUUUCUUUAACAAGGAGUAAUAUGCAUGUAGAAAAGACCUACUUAAAGGCUUCAUUUAUAUUCUUUUAAAUCAAAUCUUUAUUUAAUAACUUAUAUAUGUUGUUGGAAUGGUAUACAUUUUUGCAGUCCUUUGUAUUUUGUGGUAGUUUGAAUUGUAUCACUUCUAAACAGCAAACUGUUUUUCUUUUUUUUAAAAUUAGCAGAUACCUGAAGUACUAUUUUUGCAGGGUUUGCACAGGCCCCUAACUGUCUACUACACUUUGAUAUAAUCUAUAUUCAUCCUGUAUGCUGAGCUGAUAAAAUACAUUGUAAAUUACAUAUUAAAUAUUUUAUCUGCUUUUACAAGCACAAGGUGCAAAAAUAUAUACAGUAGUCUCAUUGAUGACUGUAAAGUGAAUUAACAUUUGGUGAUAAUGUCUAAGCUUUUUGACUCUGAUCAUAGCUCCCCUUCACUUUUGUCUUAACUUGAAAGUGGCGUGUUUAAAUUUUCUCAUAUACUUUACUUGAAUUAUUGCUGUUGUCACAUUUUUUGCCUCUGUAAAUCCAUCUAAUGAUUGAGCGACAGCAUUUGCCUUUUGGUUUGGGUGGGGGUUUUUUUGUUCUUUUGUGGGGGGUUUUUUUGUUUGUUUUUUGUUUUCUGGGUUUUUUGUUUGGAUAAAAGAGAUGACUUCUGCUCAUUUUGCUUUAGAAUGGUUACCUUAGAAGUAUUUGAGUGGAGCAUGCUGAGUUUCACUGCUGCAAGGCUUUAGUUUUCUCUUAGGCUUUAUGUGAGAUGGACUCAUUGGUAGGAGAAGAGAGGAAGAAGUCCCAGAUAGUAGCCACUCACCAAGACUCAUUCAUACAGCAUGUUAGUGGUAGCUUCUCCUCCACAGGCAGCACUUUUAGAUCCUUUGUGAGCAAGCUGUUUCUGGUCACUGCUUGCCAGAGAUGAACACAGAAAGCUUUGUUUCAUUUUAUAAGAGCUAUCCUUCUGAGUUUCUUUGAAGGGAAACAUUUCAUGUAAUGAAGUUAUAGCGAACACUGGAAAGAUUUAUUAUAAAAUUAUAUUCUUGUAUACUUUGUAAAUUAGUCUCUCAUUAAGUUUUUUUUUUUUUUUUUCCUUUCUUUAAGCAUAGGACUGAUAGAAUAGAAUCAGGCACUGCUCAUAGAAGGAACACAAAUUGUGGAAAUUAACAAAUUGUUCUUGUGCUAAUAUAUAUAUUUUUCCAUUUCUGUCAUGCUUGGAAAACUAGUAAAUGUUAUGUCUAAGAUAAAAUGGAAUGGUCCCUGGAUUUACUUCUUAUAAGAUGCAGUAGUAUACAAUAAAGUUGUUAGCAUGAGCAAUUAAAAGAAUAUAAUGAGGUUAUAGUUACUAAAGAAGUAACUUUCCCAGAUGGGUUAAAGUUGAAUAAAUUGACACCUUGAUGUUAUGAUAUUAGAAUUUUAACUUAGUAUUAAGUAUUCUAUAAGGCCUCAUUUUACCUUCCUUAAUUAUUGUCCUUGUCAAACUCAACACACUGCUUCUCCACUGUGUGUGUUUAGGGAGGGCGGAGUGGAAAGAGUCUUCAGGAAGAUAAGCUAAAAUUGUCUGUGUAGUCUCUUGGUUUCCUGUGAAGUUACUGUUUAUGCAGGAGGUGGAGGGAGGCAGGGGAAAUCAUGAGUACAGAUAAAAGAAAAAAUUGUUUUUGCCCUCCUGGUUCUUUCAGUGGUAGUAAAGAAAGCCUUGUCAUUUCUACUGUUGUAGAUGUAGAUGGGAAAGAAGCUCUUCUCCAUUGGAGUGAAGUAUGUUUUUAAAACUAAUUAGACAUGAAAUUGAGCUUUAUUCCAAAAAAUAAAAUCAUAAAGCCUGAUAAUUGGA